CGCGAGGACUACGCACGGUCUUAUAUGUUCUCGCGACUUCCUUCUUCCGGAAGGAUUUGGUACUUGAUGAUUUAAGACGUAGACCCGCCAAAAUCAUUUUCUUAAAUCAACAAGAACGAAAUAACGUAAUAGUGUUUCUGUGAUAUCGUGACAUAACGUGACUCGUUGACGAUCAUGCUUUCGUGUUUUGCUACGAUCAAUUGGUGAUAGUGCUAGAGAACGACGGACCACGACAUUGCUCUUGUUGAACAACCGAGAUAUUUUCGUGACAACCAGCAAGGACAUCCCAUAAAUUUCGACGUCGUUUUAUCAAACGUUUUAUGGACUACCCGGAAGAAUGAGAAUACCUGAAUUCCUUUUCCUUUUAGUCAUCGUCAUCUUUUCGAUCUCUAAGGAGUAGACAGGUUUCUUGAGAUUCGAAAGGAGGAAACAUCGAGGGCACCGAGUGACUUCUUUUUGGUAUCAAGUGUAACGGAUGUAGUGAAGAAAAUGUUACACUUGACGAGGACUGAAAUGACGCAGGAGUCACGGUGAGAAAAGGGCGAGGGUUUCACCCUCGCACGAAAAGGGGGUGCCAUGGCGAAGAACUUUAGUUUCGUCGUUGGUGCAAGCCCAUCGACUACUCCUCUCCUUAUUCGUCUCCUCCUAGUCGGCUUCAUCUCGUUCGUUCCAGCAACUCUUGCCGUGGAUCUUUCACAAUGCAUCGCACCACUGGGCAUGGAAUCCGGAGCAAUACCGGAUAAGGACAUCACAGUCAGUUCCACCUACGAUGCCGGAAAUGUUGGCCCGCAUCUGGCACGGUUGAAAACGGAGAGCCUCGGUGGUGCUUGGUGUCCAAAGAAUCAGAUCACAAAGGAGGCGAAAGAGUGGUUGGAAAUUGAUCUUCAUACUGUCCAUCUUAUUACUGCCACCGCUACUCAAGGUCGUUUUGGGAAUGGACAAGGUGUCGAGUACUCAGAGGCUUAUCUUUUGGAGUAUUGGCGACCACGAUUGGGCAAAUGGGUUCGUUAUAGGGACAUCAAAGGACAAGAGGUAAUACCAGGCAAUACGAACACGUAUUUGGAGUCCAAGCAUGAACUGGAGCCACCUCUGUGGGCUAGCAAGAUCCGUUUUCUGCCCUUCAGCCGUCACACGCGGACAGUUUGCAUGCGGGUCGAGCUCUACGGGUGUUACUGGAGCGAUGGUGUGGUUUCCUACUCGAUGCCUCAAGGUGACAAAAGAGGAAACGAAUGGGAAUUCUUCGAUGCCACUUACGAUGGCCAUUGGGACGAUGAACUUCGUCGUGGACUGGGCCAAUUAACUGACGGUAAAACGGGCCCAGAUGAUUUCAAAAUGGGCUAUUAUGACGAUCGAGGACAAGGUUGGGUUGGCUGGAGAAACGAUACACGAAGUGAUCAACCGAUUGAAAUUAAAUUUGAGUUCGAUGUAGUCAGAGAAUUCUCGGCAAUUCAUAUUUACUGCAACAACCAGUUCACCAGAGACGUUCAGAUCUUCUCGCAAGUCGACAUACUCUUCAGUAUAGGUGGGAGAUACUACAACGGUGAGCCGAUUACCUACACCUACAUGGAGGACAAAAUAUUCGAAACGUCUCGUAACGUCACCAUCAAGCUUCACCAUCGUAUUGGCAAGUACGUGAAAUUGAGACUCCAUUUUUCCGCCAGAUGGAUCAUGAUCAGCGAAGUGAUUUUCGAUUCUGAUGUAGCUCACGGUAAUUUCACAACGGAAGAACCACCUACCACGGAAUCACCGAUUCAAAGUGAUGUUUUUGUUGAAAAAAAUGGAUCAGGCGUUGACGGUGAACUUCCUGUUUCAACUGCUAAACACGAUGAUCCAACUUACAUGGCAAUCGUAAUCGGUGUAUUGAUGGCAGUGAUACUACUCCUUGCCGUGGCGAUAUUUCUGAUUGUUUCAAGGCACAGACAACGCAAAUGCUUUGCCAGUCCGAUGACUGGAAAAGCCCCAUCACAUUUAGGUUCAACCUGUGCCACCGUUGAAAAAGGAGCAGCGUUAAUGGCUUAUACUUUGGAAGACGACGAAAGAUACGCCGGGGGUUCUUUGCCUACCCUACCACGUGAUCUGGGCAAUCGUCUCCUGGAUAUCGCCAAGCUCGAUGACUAUCAGGAACCCUACCAAGCGUUGAAGUAUGCUCCAUACUACAGCUACAGCACCGUCGUUAUGGAGAUGAAAGACAUGAUGCUGAACAACAAGGGCACCAACAUCAAUCACUCAGCAGUGUACGCGAACGGUGCAGUUGACACAUCGUACGAUUAUGCGGUACCGGAACUCGGCACGGUACCUCUCCUCAACCAAGAAGGAACCGGAGGAUGCGCUAGAACCACCACAGUAUCCAGUACUACCAGCGACAAGGACAGUCUCUUCUCUAAAAAUUCUUCACAUAGCACUAAAACCGAGGACAAGAAGCGUGAUCGUCGAUUGUCGAUUAUCAAUGGCUACAGCAGCACAAUAGAUCGUUCCUCGGUUUUGCAGUCACCAACACAACAGGAGGUACUGUCGGCCUUGAAAAGACGUCUCGAGCAAACGAGCGUGCCGCUCUUCCCACGACAUCGCCUUCGCAUGCUUUCCAAACUCGCUGAAGGUGCUUUCGGGACGGUAUAUGUUGCUGAAGCCGAAGGGAUUCCUGAGUAUGGAACAACGACCACCCUUGGCAAACGUUUCGUCGCCGUCAAGUUUUUAUUACCGGAAGCCAGCGAGAAGGAAAAGCUCGAUUUCCAGAGAGACGUGAGGAUUUUGGCGGCACUCGAGGAUCGCAAUAUCGCUAGGGUUUUGGGUGCUUGCUGCCGUGAGGAACCCUACUGCGUUGUGAUGGAAUAUUUGGAACAUGGGGACCUCUGUCAAUUCCUAAAGACGCAUAUCACUGCAGAGGAUGCCCAUUCCAUGCCAAUCGGUGUUAAGACGCUUAGUUUCAACUGUCUCAUCUAUAUGGCAGCGCAAAUCGCAUCGGGUAUGCGGUAUCUCGAGAACCUCAACUUCGUGCAUCGGGAUUUGGCUACUAGGAAUUGUUUAGUUGGAAAAGCUUAUCAUAUCAAGAUCUCAGACUUCGGUACAGACAACGAACUAUAUGCCUGUGACUAUUAUAAAGUGGAUGGAACUGUACCUUUGCCUGUUCGUUGGAUGGCUUGGGAAUCUAUAUUUUUAGGCAAAUAUACAACGAAGAGCGACGUAUGGGCAUUCGCGGUGACUCUUUGGGAGAUUUUAAAUCUAGGAAGACGAAUUCCUUAUGAACAUUUAUCGAACGAAGAAGUGGUUGAGAGUCUCCGAAGAUUUCAUCGUGCUAACGAGGAAGAUGGCUCCGCUUCAGAAAGUGGUUGUACCGAUGGAACGAACGAUCAUUUCGAUUAUUUACCUAGACCAACAGCUUCAUCGAAAGACAUUUACGAUCUGAUGCUCGAAUGCUGGCGUCGCGAGGAAAACGAACGUCCGACGUUCCGCGAGAUCUCACUUUUCUUACAACGGAAGAAUCUCGGAUACGCGCCAACAUCUUGAUAUUGAAAUCUGAACACCAACGAGGGUUAUAAUUUCUUUCAUGGAACUUUCCGAUCUGCUGACGUUAUGAGGAUCGAACGAUGAUAUAACUUCAUCGAUUUUUCUUCUAUUUGUUAAUUAUCAGCUUCAGAACGGAUUUAUGAACUUUGAUAACGUAGAUCGUUUGUGAAUGUCAAUCGGAAAUACGUGAAGGUUUCAAUUUGAUCGGCAACAUUCAUGAAUAAAUAAAUAUCUUCCAAUUAAUUAGGAGUUUAGCUUGAAGCAUUUUAUGGAAAUUAUAUGGGCUGAGAAAAUGUAUUUUUGACGAUUAACCACGUCUACGGAAAGGAUUUUAUCGUAUUGGUUCUCUUAUACUUUAUUGAUGAGAGAUCGUUAAGAGCCUAUAUCGUAUACAUUCCUUAUUAAAAUUUACAAGAAACUCCCGCUUGAUUGGAAUCAUGAAAUUCUUUGUCGUUUCCUUUUUGUUUUCGACGAGAAGAGAUAGAGCUGAGAAUACAUACAUUUGAUAUUUCUAAGAGACGAGAAUAUGACGUUGGACUGUGACUUCGACAAUCCAAUGAGUGCGCCGUGGUUCUUAAUAACUCGUUUAUAAUAAAAGGCUACUGGUUUAUAUGACUGAACGAUAGAAUGGCGAUGACGCCUCUGAUGUAAUAAACUUAAGAUUAAAUGGAAAAAAAAAAAAAAAAAAAAUGAAAAAAAAAUAAGAAAAAAAAGGGGGAGAAAAAA
Molecule: messenger RNA, 4230 nt
Organism: Vespa mandarinia (Asian giant hornet)
Lineage: Eukaryota; Metazoa; Arthropoda; Insecta; Hymenoptera; Vespidae
Product: discoidin domain-containing receptor 2
Biological process (GO): cell surface receptor protein tyrosine kinase signaling pathway; multicellular organism development; positive regulation of neuron projection development
Cellular component (GO): plasma membrane; signaling receptor complex
Molecular function (GO): collagen binding; ATP binding; protein tyrosine kinase collagen receptor activity
Source: RefSeq, a predicted model, not a curated record